Molecule: messenger RNA, 3199 nt
Organism: Gekko japonicus
Lineage: Eukaryota; Metazoa; Chordata; Lepidosauria; Squamata; Gekkonidae
Gene: PIK3R2
Product: phosphoinositide-3-kinase regulatory subunit 2
Exons: 16
Coding region: 513-2408 (631 amino acids)
Biological process (GO): phosphatidylinositol phosphate biosynthetic process; insulin receptor signaling pathway
Cellular component (GO): phosphatidylinositol 3-kinase complex
Molecular function (GO): 1-phosphatidylinositol-3-kinase regulator activity
Source: RefSeq, a predicted model, not a curated record
AAAUUCCUGCAGGUCUCCAAGGAAACAAUUCGUCAUCGUAACCAGAGAUCUUCGAAAAAUAACCACGAAAUCUGGUUCGCAAACAAAAGAACUGUUCCGCCUUCGGGCUGUUCGUUUCUUGGCAGGCGCGCUCGGCCGUUUCCGUGGCGCGCGUUCGGGUACUUCCGGCACCCCGCUUCGGCUCCCGUCGCGCUCGGUGCUUUCCGCCUUUUCCCGGGGUGCAGUCGCGUUCGAAGGGGGGUCCGUUUCUGGACAGAGGAGACGAGGACGGGGUCCAGAGCACCCGCCCAGCCCCUGAGCGGCCUUGAUCCACCGCGCCCCGUCUCCUCAGCCGCCCUCCUGCCCAGGCCGGAUUAUGCUUCUCACGUUCUCCCUUUGCUCCAUCAUCUGGUUGAAUCGUGGCUUCAAAUUACGGGAAAGGGGCUGCACCUAGGUGCGCGGCGGGGUCUCGGCUCGCCCCCGCCCCCAGCCCUCCCCCCUCGCCGCUCGGCCUGCUCGGCCUCGGGGAGCCCAUGGGGAGCGCCGAGGGGUUCCAGUACCGGGCCCUCUACCCGUACCGGUCGAUCCUCCCGGAGCUUUCGGAGCAGUUUGUCCCCCCUGAUGUCGCCCCUCCGCUCCUGUGCCGGCUGGUGGAUGCCAUUGAAAAGAAGGGGCUGGAGAGCAAGAUGCUGUACAGGGCACCAGGGGCUGAACUGAGGCCAGCGCUGAGAACCGACUGGGCAGCGGCUGGCGACUUGGAGGCGUACGACGUGCUGUCCCUCGGCGAAGCCCUCAAGGGAUACCUGCAAGAGCUGCCGACCCCAGUGGUGCCCGACAGAGUCCACGGCGAGAUCCUGCGGGUGCUGCAGGAUGCCAGCCAGCCGGAGCGCGACCGGGCGCAGCUGCUGUCUGUGCUGGAGCCCCCCAGCCUGCCGCUGCCCCAUCUCCUCACCCUCCAGUUCCUCCUGCGCCACUGGGCGAAAGUGGCCGAGCAAGCGGAGAGCAACGGGCUGCGGCCCUGGGCCCUGGGCGAGAUCUUCGGUCCCCUGCUCCUUCGGCGGCCUGCUGGGGCCAGCACCGAGACGGGCCCCGACUUCUCCGUGCUCUUCCUGGAGGCUCUUCUGCAGACCACGGAGCCCAGGCUGGAGCAGCCCCCUCCAGCGCUGCCCCCCAAGCCCCCCAAGCCCAAGCCGACGGCAGCAGUCCUGGCCAAUGGGAAUGGUGUGACUCUGCAGGAUGCCGAGUGGUACUGGGGCGACAUCUCCAGGGAGGAAGUGAACGAGAAGCUCCGAGACACUCCCGAUGGGACGUUCCUUGUCCGGGAUGCAUCCAGCAAGAUCCAGGGCGAAUACACUCUGACGCUGCGGAAAGGGGGCAACAACAAGCUGAUCAAGAUCUUCCAUCGGGAGGGCCAGUACGGCUUCUCGGAGCCGCUGACCUUCGGCUCCGUGGUGGAACUCAUCAGCCACUACCGGCACGAGUCUCUGGCCCAGUACAACGCCAAGCUGGACACGCGGCUGCUGUACCCCGUCUCCAAGUCCCAGCAGGACCAGGUGGUGAAGGAGGACAGCGUGGAGGCCGUGGGGGAGCAGCUGAAGGUCUACCACCAGCAGUACCAGGACAAGAGCCGCGAGUACGACCUUCUCUACGAGGAGUACACGCGCACCUCGCAGGAGCUGCAGAUGAAGAGGACGGCCAUCGAGGCCUUCAACGAGACCAUCAAGAUCUUCGAGGAGCAGUGUCAGAUCCAGGAGAAGUGCAGCCGGGAGUAUAUCGAGCGGUUCCGGAGGGAGGGGAACGACAAGGAGCUGCAGCGGAUCCUGAUGAACUCGGAGAAGCUGAAGUCCCGCGUCUCCGAGAUCCACGACAGCAAGAGGAAGCUGCAGCAGGACCUCAAGCAGCAGGCCUCCGAGAACCGCGAGAUCGACAAGCGCAUGAACAGUCUCAAGCCCGAUCUGCUGCAGCUGCGCAAACUGCGGGACCAGUAUCUGGUGUGGCUGACUCAGAAGGGGACCCGCCAGAAGAAGAUCAACGAGUGGCUGGGCAUCAGGAAUGAGAGUGAGGACCAGUACUUUACGAUGGAGGACGAGGAGGAGCUGCCCCAUCACGAGGAGCGGACGUGGUACGUGGGCAAGAUCAACCGCACCCAGGCCGAAGAGAUGCUGGCCGGCAAGCGGAACGGGACCUUCCUCAUCCGGGAGAGCAGCCAGCGCGGCUGUUACGCCUGCUCGGUCGUGGUGGAUGGCGACACCAAGCACUGCGUGAUCUACAAGACAGUGACCGGCUACGGCUUCGCCGAACCCUACAACCUCUACGCCUCCCUCAAGGAGCUGGUCUUGCACUACAAGCACACCUCGCUGGUGCAGCACAACGACUCCCUCAACGUCACGCUGGCUCACCCCAUCCUCUCUCCACCCCUCCCCAGAUAAAGGGACACGCGUGGCUUCCCCCACCGCCUUUCGAUCCCCUCCGCCCCACCCCUGUCUCUCAUGCCGCCAGGCCUUCCCGCUGAAAAGGACUCCUUUGCAACGCCUUAACCUUGGAUGGGGGAGGGGGGGGUCAAAGGCACUGGGAGCAAAGCCCCUUCCAGCUGCCCCCCCCAAAAGGUUUCCACUUUGAGACCCCCAUCUCCCCACUGCCGCCGGCCCCCCACAUGCAUGUUUGUGUCGGUGUGGAGAAAGGUUGGUGAGCCCUCUCCUCCCCAGGUUCUUCUUCCCUGUUCACGCCCCUCGGCGUUUUGGCGCUACGGGCCCUCCCCCCACACACACCUGCCCAGAAAGCAGAGAAGUUCCGCCGAGGGGGGGGGUCCCCAGAUCUCAGUUGGCUGCUGUGCCCCCCAAGUUUGCCUCCAAGCCCUGGCCCCUCAGUUGUUGGUGCUCAUCUGACCCUGAGGCCAGAAAAGCUGUGAACUGUUUUUGGUCCAAGCUUGCCCCUCCAGUCUCACGUGCAGGCUGGCGGCUCUGCAGCCUCCCUGGUGCCGCCACCGCCUCCUCCUCCGCAGCCCUUUUGGGAGCUCUUAAAACUGCACCACCGAGGGAGAAGGGAGCAGUGUUGCAACUGGGCCUCCGGAGGGCGUCGGAGGAGGCCCCAACCCGCAAUGGGAUCGGGCAGGAGGGACACUCCCCUGCUCCUGCAUCUUUCCGGCAAACUCCGUGUCUGGUGGGCAGGGCCGGCUCACCCACUAGGCAAACUAGGCAUUCGCCUAGAGCGCCAGGCCCUG